AUGGCCAGAGAUACAGCCAUUGGCAUUGAUCUGGGAACCACCAACAGCUGCGUAGGAGUUUGGCAUUAUGACAGAGUUGAUAUCAUCACAAAUGAACAAGGCAAUAGAACCACUCCAUCCAUUGUUACCUUCACUGACGGGGAGAUACUGGUAGGAGAUGGUGCCAAUAAUCAAAUCUUAUCCAAUCUGCGCAACACAGUCUUCGAUGUGAAAAAAUUUAUGGGCAGAAGAUUUUCUGAUCCUUUAAUUCAAAGAGAUAAAUUAAAUUGGCCUUUCACUAUUGUUCUAGGAUGUAAUGGGAAGCCUGAGAUACAGGUUACCUACAGAGGCGAGUGUAAAAGUCAUCCACCUCAACAAAUCUCAGCCAUGGUGUUGUUUAAAAUGAAAGAGAUUGCCCAGGCAUUCCUUAAUUUUGAGGUAAAGAAGGCUGUAAUUACUGUGCCGGUCUGUUUCAACGAUUCUCAGAGACAAGCUACAAUGGAUGCAGCCCACUUGGCUGGGCUUAAUGUGUUACAGCUUCUGAAUGAGCCAAAUGCUGCAGCCAUAGCUUAUGGGUUAGAUACCAAAAUUAAGUCUUCUCUAGCUGGUACGAAUGUUCUUGUUUUUGAUGUUGGAGGAGGGACUUUUGAUGUUUCUAUCAUUAAUAUCAAAAGAGGUUCAUUUCAUGUGAGAGCAGUUGAAGGGGACACUAAUCUGGGUGGGCAGGAUUUCGAUAAGAGACUGCUAGAUCAUUUCAUCAAGGAAUUCGAGAGGAAGAAUAAAAAGGAUUUGAGUACGAAUGCCAAAGCUAUCCGUAGGCUUCGUAUAGCAUGCGAAAAAGCCAAAAGAAGCCUUUCUUCUGCUUUAGAAACAAUAGUCGAGGUCGAUAGCCUCCAUGAAGGUAGCGAUUUUUAUUCCAAAAUUAGCAGAGCCAAGUUUGAAGAUCUUAAUAAUGAUCUAUUCGACAGAUGCAUUAAUGGUGUGAGACUCUGUUUAGCUGAUGCAGGAAUGCGAGAAAAUGAAAUUGAUAAUGUUGUUAUGGUUGGACAUUCUGCUUGGAUUCCAAAGCUACAGCAAUUGAUGGAGGACUUGUUCGGCCGGGAGAAAUUCUGCAGAAGCAUCAAUCAAGAGGAAGCUGUGGCUUAUGGAGCAGCUGUACAGGCUGCUGUCCUGACUAGUCAAUGUUCAGAUGUAGUUCUCCAAGAUGUCACUCCUUUGAGCUUGGGCGUUGAAGUGGAAGGAGGCAUCAUGAGCGUAAUAAUUCCUAAAAAUACCCCUAUUCCUGUCACGAAAGUACAAACGUUCACCACUUUUCGUGAACUGCUGUGA
Messenger RNA from Cryptomeria japonica (Japanese cedar), 1308 nucleotides. Its product is annotated as heat shock 70 kDa protein 4-like. Lineage: Eukaryota; Viridiplantae; Streptophyta; Pinopsida; Cupressales; Cupressaceae. The transcript has a single exon. Gene Ontology annotation, molecular function: heat shock protein binding; misfolded protein binding; ATP-dependent protein folding chaperone. Gene Ontology annotation, biological process: protein refolding; cellular response to unfolded protein. Bases 1 to 1308 code for a protein of 435 amino acids. The record is from RefSeq and is a predicted model, not a curated record. Gene Ontology annotation, cellular component: cytoplasm.